Molecule: messenger RNA, 1941 nt
Organism: Dipodomys ordii (Ord's kangaroo rat)
Lineage: Eukaryota; Metazoa; Chordata; Mammalia; Rodentia; Heteromyidae
Gene: Kpna2
Product: karyopherin alpha 2 (RAG cohort 1, importin alpha 1)
Exons: 11
Coding region: 127-1716 (529 amino acids)
Biological process (GO): NLS-bearing protein import into nucleus
Cellular component (GO): cytoplasm; nucleus
Molecular function (GO): nuclear import signal receptor activity; protein binding
Source: RefSeq, a predicted model, not a curated record
GUCCCUGGGCUGAGCCGCGUUGGACGUUUCGAGGGCAGCGGAUCCGCUCCCGGUGAACCCCGCACCGCCUCUCGAAGAAGCCUCAGCCCGAUCUCCUGCUUCUAGCUUUCUCCCUUUGUCUCAACCAUGUCCACCAAUGAGAAUGCUAAUUCACCAGCUGCCCGGCUGAACAGAUUCAAGAACAAGGGAAAAGACAGCACGGAAAUGAGACGGCGCCGGAUAGAAGUUAAUGUGGAGUUGAGGAAAGCUAAGAAGGAUGACCAGAUGCUGAAAAGGAGAAAUGUCAGCUCCUUUCCUGAUGAUGCCACCUCUCCGCUGCAGGAGAACCGCAACAAUCAGGGCAUUGUGCACUGGUCCGUAGAUGACAUUGUCAAAGGUAUAAAUAGCAACAAUGUGGAGAGCCAGCUCCAAGCUACACAGGCCGCUCGGAAACUUCUUUCUAGGGAAAAACAGCCCCCCAUAGAUAACAUCAUCCGUGCUGGUUUGAUCCCCAAGUUCGUGUCCUUCUUGGGCAGAACUGAUUGUGGGCCCAUCCAGUUUGAGUCGGCGUGGGCGCUCACUAACAUUGCCUCUGGGACUUCUGAACAGACCAAAGCUGUGGUGGAUGGCGGCGCCAUCCCGGCCUUCAUCACUCUGCUGGCGUCUCCGCAUGCCCACAUCAGUGAACAGGCUGUGUGGGCCCUAGGAAACAUCGCAGGUGAUGGGUCAGACUUCCGAGAUUUGGUUAUUAAGUACGGUGCGAUCGACCCUCUGUUGGCUCUCCUGGCAGUUCCUGAUAUGUCAGCCUUAACGUGUGGUUACUUAAGGAACGUCACCUGGACACUUUCAAACCUUUGCCGCAAUAAGAAUCCUGCGCCCCCGUUAGAUGCGGUUGAGCAGAUUCUGCCUACUUUGGCCCGACUCCUGCAUUACACCGACCCCGAGGUGUUAGCUGACACCUGCUGGGCCAUCUCCUACCUGACUGACGGCCCCAACGAGCGCAUCGAAAUGGUUGUGAAGACAGGAGUUGUGCCCCAACUUGUGAAGCUUCUAGGAGCGACUGAAUUAUCAAUUGUGACUCCUGCACUUAGAGCCAUAGGAAAUAUUGUCACGGGAACUGAUGAGCAGACGCAGGUUGUGAUCGACGCAGGAGCCCUUGCCGUCAUGCCCAGCCUGCUAACGAACCCCAAGACAAACAUUCAGAAAGAAGCCACGUGGACAAUGUCAAACAUCACAGCUGGCCGGCAGGACCAGAUCCAGCAAGUGGUGAAUCAUGGACUGGUCCCAUUUCUUGUGGGUGUCCUCUCUAAGGCUGACUUUAAGACACAAAAGGAGGCGGUAUGGGCAGUAACCAACUACACCAGUGGUGGAUCUGUGGAACAGAUUGUCUACCUUGUUCACUGUGGCAUAAUAGAACCAUUGAUGAGCCUCUUGAACUCGAAAGAUACCAAAAUUAUCCUGGUCAUUCUAGACGCCAUUACAAAUAUCUUCCAGGCUGCUGAGAAGCUAGGAGAAACAGAGAAACUUAGCAUAAUGAUUGAAGAGUGUGGUGGUUUGGACAGAAUUGAAGCACUUCAGAACCAUGAGAACGAGAGUGUAUACAAGGCCUCCCUGAAGCUGAUUGAGAAGUACUUCUCCGUGGAGGAAGAAGAAGAUCAAAAUGUUGUGCCAGAAAGUACCUCUGAAAGCUAUUCUUUCCAAGUUCAAGAUGGUACUCCAGGGACCUUUAACUUCUAGAUUUGUGCAGCUUCGGCAUAAAGAUGUUCCUUGUGUACCGUUUGGUAUAUGUUUGUCUUACUGUUUUCUCUCUAAGAACUCUUUUUUUUAAAUGUGGUUAUUGUAGCACUUUUUACAACAAAACUAUACUUGAACAGUUCCAAACUGUACAUACUGUAUGAAGCCUGUCUGUGGAAUUUCAUAUCUUACAUUGUCCUGUAAAUAAAGAUUAAGUUCCACCCUUUU